GAGACGCAGAAGCACGAAAGAAACAAAUCGGCAAACAGAGCAAAGAAACAAAAUACGGCGGCGCCGCGACGGUGAUAUCCCCCAUUACUUCGAGCUCGACGGUGAAUCUCUUGUUCACGAAUCACGGCAGAGGAGUGGUGGUAGAGAACAAGUUCCACACCAUUUCCCGUAUGUUUUACCUAUUCAAAAUUCCUUCAAUUUUAGGGCUUAUUUAACGGUUACUUAUAUUUCAUUAUACAUUAAUCCCCGCGCCGCCGAAGAAACUACUCGUUGUCUUCCUCCUCCGCUUUCACCCAUUGAAGAGAAACUCCCGUAAAUUACCGACAUAUAAGAGCGGUUCAGCUUCGUUCAAAAUUAUUAGAAGAUGGAUGAAAACGAGGAGAUGGAAAAGUUUGGUAUGGAUAAUGAUUACCAAGAUGGUCAGUGGAUUGGUGGCGAAUUUUACGGGACACGCAGAAAAAAGCGAAGUCAAACAAAAGAUGAUAUUCUCUACGGUGUGUUCGCCACCGGUGAUAGUGAUUCCGACUCCUAUGGAGGAUCGGGAUCAAAGAAGCGCAAGAAAGAUCUUAACAAGAAGACCGACUACUCCAAGCCUGUAAAUUUUGUUUCUGGCUCUGUCAUGCCAAGGCAGGAGAUUGAUCGUAAUUCUAAGGAUGACAGUGAGUUGAUGGAUGAAGAUGACACCAGACCUGCUGGUUUAGGAUUUGGGGCUUCUGCUGGGAUUGGAUUCAGUAAUGCUUCUUCAAAGAAUGCGAAUCGGGAAGUUGAUACACAUGAAGAGAAGGAUGAGGAGGAAGAUAUUCUUCCCACUGCUUUUGGGAAGAAGAUUAAGGAAGCUGCUCGGUUGCGGCGUGAAGAAAAGAACAAGUCUGUGCUGGCCAAGAAGUCAUCUGGCAAAAAAGAAUUGGACUCGGCUGGUGCUGGUGCAUAUCAGACGUUUGGUAAGGGAUACACGCUGAUCCAGAAGAUGGGCUAUCAAGGAGGCGCGCUUGGUAUAAAAAAGCAGGGAAUUCUUACUCCUAUUGAGGUCAAGUUGCGUCCCAAGAAUUCGGGCUUGGGUUUCAAUGAACCUAAAGAGGCUGCUCGUCCAGUAUUACAGGAACUGGAAGAAAAAUCCAUUCCACACCCCAGUCAAUCUUCGGAGGGUCGCUCGAAAGAGAGCCUUUGGUCAAAGAAAGAUUUGAAGAAGAAGAAGAAGGUUUACGUAACAGCUGAAGAGCUCCUGGCCCAGAAGCAAGAGCGAGGUAUCGAAAUUAGUCAGAAGAUUUUUGACAUGAGAGGACCACAAGUACGGGUUCUUUCAGAUUUGAAGAACUUGAAUGCUGAAGAUGAAGCCAGGGAGAACGGUGUUCGAAUGCCCGAACUUCAGCAUAAUAUCAGAUUGGUAGUUGAUUUAGCGGAGCUUGACAUACAAAGGCUUGAUAAAGAUUUGAGGAACGAGAGAGAGACUGUGGUUGCUUUGCAGAAGGAAAAGGAGAGACUGCAAAAGGAGGCACAUCAUCAGAAGCAGCAGCUUGAAAACAUGGAAGAGAUAGAAAGUGUGCUGGACCAAAUAGGCGGCAUGAGCUCCUCGGGAACCCUGACACUUGAAACCCUUGCUAAAUUUUUUGGGGAUCUGCAGAAAAGAUUUUUAGAUGAUUAUACAAUAUGCAACUUAUCAUGCAUCGCAUGCUCAUAUGCCGUGCCUUUAUUUAUUAGAAUAUUUCAGGGAUGGGAUCCACUUCAGAAUCCAACUCAUGGAGUUGAGGUGGUAUCUUUGUGGAGGAAAUUGUUACUAGGAAAAGAUUCAUUCAGUAUUUCCGCCACAGCCUCUCCAUACACGCAGCUUCUCAUGGAAGUUAUCUUCCCUGCUGUGAGAAUAUCUGGCACCAACUCUUGGCAGGCGCGGGACCCAGAGCCCAUGCUUAGGUUUUUGGAGUCUUGGGAACAGCUUCUGCCUCCACCGGUCCUACAGUCCAUGCUGGACAACGUCAUUAUGCCGAAAAUAUCAGCUGCCGUUGACUCUUGGGAUCCGCGUAGAGAAACCAUUCCUAUCCAUUCCUGGAUCCAUCCAUGGCUACCUUUGUUGGGACACAAGUUAGAGAAUUGCUAUCACACGAUACGUAAUAGACUGGCAAACGUUCUUCAUGCUUGGCACCCAAGCGAUAUGUCUGCGUACUACAUACUGUCUCCUUGGAAAUCUGUGUUCGAUACUGCCAGCUGGGAGCACCUAAUGGUUAGAUACAUCAUUCCGAAGUUGCUGACCGUCAUGCACGAAUUACAAAUAAAUCCAGCGAAUCAGAAUCUCGACCAAUUCUACUGGGUUCGAACAUGGGCGACCGCAGUUCCCACUCAUCACAUGCUGCAGUUGAUGGACAUUUUCUUCAACAAGUGGCAAGAAGUCUUGUAUCAUUGGUUAUGUUCGAAACCAAAUUUCGAGGAAGUGACAAAGUGGUAUCUUGGCUGGAAAGAACUUCUCCCGCCCGAACUUCAGGCGAAUGAGCAUAUUCGUCUCAGGCUCAACCUCGGCCUAGACAUGAUGAAUCAAGCUGUUGAAGGCAUGGAGGUGGCGCCACCUGGUCUGAAAGAGAACAUUAGUUAUCUCAGAGUGCGUGAGCAGAGGCAGUUUGAGACUCAGAAGAAAGCAGCUGCAGCACAAGCUCAACCACGGGCCGACAGUGGAAAUCAAGCAGACUCCACUAAUGGGGAGCACGAGAUGAGCUUGAAAGAAGUUAUCGAAAUCCACGCUCAGCAAAAUGGUUUGUUGUUCAAGCCUAAAGUUGGAAGAACACAAGACGGGCAUCAGAUAUAUGGUUUUGGUAACAUAAGCAUAAUAAUUGACUCUCUAAAUCAAAAGGUGUUUGCCCAAACAGAUGAUAGAUGGUCCCUCGUAUCCCUUGAGCAGCUUCUCGAGUUGCAUAAUCAUUCCAGGUCGAAGCGACGUUGAGUUCCGGAAUUGGAGUGGUUGCAGUCUGAUUUGGGCUGUCGUUAAGUUUUGGUAUGUCGUUCCGCUAUUCAGAAAUUUGAUUCUGCCUUUUUUUUCGUUUGCAAAUAAAUUGUUAUUGCAUGAAUGUAAACUGUGUUUAACUGUUAACAUACAUGCAGCUUCAGUGAACUGCCUCUGAGAUUCUCUUGAUUAAUCAAUGCUAUAGUGUUUGCACUUUU
This is a messenger RNA of Erythranthe guttata (spotted monkey flower), 3144 nucleotides long. It is a transcript of the gene STIPL1, whose product is annotated as GC-rich sequence DNA-binding factor-like protein with Tuftelin interacting domain-containing protein. The record is from RefSeq and is a predicted model, not a curated record. Lineage: Eukaryota; Viridiplantae; Streptophyta; Magnoliopsida; Lamiales; Phrymaceae. Gene Ontology annotation, molecular function: nucleic acid binding. Gene Ontology annotation, biological process: spliceosomal complex disassembly. Gene Ontology annotation, cellular component: U2-type post-mRNA release spliceosomal complex.